Molecule: messenger RNA, 18115 nt
Organism: Lymnaea stagnalis (great pond snail)
Lineage: Eukaryota; Metazoa; Mollusca; Gastropoda; Lymnaeidae
Source: the annotation of a GenBank genome assembly
AUAUUUUCAACACACGCAGCACAGAUUAGGAAACUGUCGAGUACAUUAACUGUGCAGAGAUGGGUGUACAUGGUGUAGUUGUCACAAAAUGAAGUCACUACAAUGCAUCCUUAUCCAAAUGUUAUUGGUUGUCCAAUCAGCCGGUAAGCCAUCAUAUGAUAUCCUCACACAUCCGAUCACAACUUUUUACAUUAUGUAUUAUUGUUAUUUCUAUUGAUUUAUUAUUAUCAAUGAUAAUAAUAUAUAUAAUAUAUAUAUAUAUAUAUAUUUACAAUUUUUAACUAUAUUUCUAGUUCGUCAGUCACCAUUGAUUGAUUGAGUGAUUUUUUUAUAUAUCGCACUGGUUUCCACGCCACUUUAGCAUGCUCACUGCGAUCUGGUUUUCCAAAAACUAUUUAAAAAAAAAAAAGUUUGUUUUGAAUUGUUUCUUAAAUCAUUUUUUAAUCAUUUACAAUUCCCCUCAAAGAUUGAGGCAAACUGUUCCAUAAUUUUUGCGCUAUCGCUUCAAAAGAGCGCACUCCAUAAGACUUUUUUCUGUGUUCUUCCAUACUAGGAACACUCAGUAAGUACUGUGUUGAAGACCGCAGGCUCUUCAAGGAUACAUGUUUAUAAAUCAGUUGUUUGAGAUAGUCCAGUGCUGAGCCAUCUAUGCAGCUGUACGCAAGGGACAAAAUUUUGUAGUUAAUGCGUUCACUCACAGGAACCCAAUGGAGAUCUCGUAGAACUUAGGUGAUGUGGUCAGAUGACCACAUUUAUUCUUGUAUCUGCUAGUAAAAUGUACAUGCACAUAAAGCUAAUGAAGACCAUGUUAGAAAUAACUUUAGUAAAUUUUAACAUUAAGUGAAUGGUAUUAUUGUAGUUUAGUUGUCAUAUCCGGUAUUAUCAUGAUAACUCAGAUCGCAUGUAGAAAUGUCGUAUUUAGCGGGUCAAAUUGCGUAUCGUGCGUAUUGGGGUAUUAAGAACACGAAACUAAAAUAAAUACUCUUUUGUUUCUGAUUUAUUCUCCUACAAAAUGUUGCGAUUUAUUUAAUCUGAACAUUAAAAACCGCACAUAGUACAGUUGUUAUUUAAUAUGACUACAUAUCUGUGUUAAGUAUUUUUAAUAAUAGAAUUUAAAAAAAAAACAACUUAUAAUGAAUUUUGUAAAAUGUAUACUAACUAAAAAUAUCCACAACAGCUCUCCCACCUUGCUCCUUCAAGCAAGGGAUCGGGAUUCGCAUGACAUGUGACGUCAGCCAGCAAAACGUGACGUCACUCCAGUGGCGGGUGGGCGGGUUGAGAUCGGAGAUCAGCCCUCACCUUACGACCUGCGACAUGCACGGCUGUGACAAGCAGAACUACGAGGGAACUCACACGUUUUUGGCCACUGUCCAGCUGGACCCUACCUCUACCCGUAUUGUCAACAGCAGCUUGCGGCUGCCCGGGGAUCCUUUCUUCAGUUACUUCGUCGGUGACUACGACUGUGUUCCUGAUGGGGGCCAGGCGAUAAGAAUAUGCGAUGACCUCAGCUAUUACGGUUGGGCAAUGCAUUUCUAGUUUUGAUAGUAUUUAAAUAUAACAAUGUGGAAAAACAAUGUAAAUACGAUAAAGAGGCAUAUGGUUAUAGACAGUUACAUCAUAAGAGAGAAUGGUGACGAGUGGGAGAGUAAAACUUAAUAAUUGAGAGAAGAGGAAAGGUAUAGGGAGACACUCGUUAAUGUACUCUUUGGUAGCGAAUAAAAAAAAAAAUCCUUUUUUUUUAAGUCUAUGCUAUUGGAAAUUGUAUAACUUAGUAUAUGUUUAAUAUUAAGCAGAAAUAAGAACUAGUUUUGUUAAGAAAAACACAUUUUUUUUAAAAAGUGCAUAACUGAUAUAUAUACAUUUUAAAUAAAUAUAUCAUAAUUUAAUAUAAUCAGACAUUAAAGGAAUACAUAUUGGAUGAAUACUUAUUAUAUUGAAAAAAAAAAUUAUUUUUCUUCCAAGCUACACUAUUUUAAUGUACAGUUCAAACUGUUCAUUCCUAUGUGUGUGUAUCUUAUAGAUGACCCAACUCCUCCUGUAUGUGGACCCCCGAUAGUGGCAGAUGAAAUAGUCAAACUUACUUGUAAAAUUGAUAAUGUCUACCCUGAUCCACAGUGCAGAAUAAUCCUAGCAUCAAAUGUAAGGCGGUCCUAAUGUGACUUAUGUUUACAUGUUAACAUUAACAUUAUGUUCAAGUUAGGGUAUGUGCGUUCGUUAUAAUACAUACUUUUUAAGCUAUCUUGUUAGUGUGACUGUGUUUGUAUUUGCUCUUUUCAUUUGUGAAAAAAAGAUAUAACAAUUGCCGAGCUAUGAUUUUAAAAGGAUAUGCCAACAUGUAUUCAUCUCAAAACAGAUUUUAUAAUUGUAUCAUUAGCGAAACGCUAAGAAAGGGAGGCAAUAAAGAUAUUUGUUGAAAACUUUAAAAAAAAAAAAAAAAUCUUACACAAGUGUACUAAAAACACAGUUUAAGGAUAGAGCCUAGUGUUCUUGAACAUUCGUUUUAAAUUUUUUGAAUGAAUAACAUCUCAAUACUGGUCAUCUUGAAUCAUUCCCCCACCCCCUCAGAGGCUCAAAACUUAAUGACUUAAAGUUAAUUAAGAAUAAUAACUUCUAGAUUUUGUAUAUUAUUAUUUUUAAUGUUUAUGACGGUUAUUUUAUAGAAAAAGAAUCGCCAUAUUUUAUUGUAAUUAUUAUUUAUUUUUUUGUUGCUUACAAUGUAUUUUUCACGGCAAUGUAGGCAGUUAAAGGUAAAUAAUGAAGAAAAAAAAGAAAUAUAGUAUGUCACAGCUGAAACUAUCACUAUUAUAUCAACUUCACAAAGCAAUGCUUGAUAGAAUAAAAUAUCUUUAUUAACCUAACUACAUUGUCAACUGCCAUUACUCAAUCACAGCAACCUACGCAAAAAAUCCGUCAUGUCCCCGGAGGCACAAUAAGUCACAAGAUACCAAACACUUAACAGCAUCAUCUACUCAAACGCUGCAAAACAACACGUAGUCACUAAAUACAUUCCAGACCUUAUGAGGAUACUUUCGUUAAGUUUAAUUUUCUUUUUUUUUUCUUUUUUUUUUCUAAAACUAAAAUUCAAAACAAUGCUAAACUUGUGUUAUUUUAUUGCUUAGCAUCUUUAAAGAACAAUCACAAUUAGUAUCAAUUAUUGUUUGAUGACUAAUCUUCCUUGAAAGGUUUUUUUUUUUGUUUUUCUUUUUUUUUUUUUAAUUUUUAAAUUUCGUUAAGUUUAAUUUUCUUUUUUUUUUCUUUUUUUUUUCUAAAACUAAAAUUCAAAACAAUUCUAAACUUUUGUUAUUUUAUUGCUUAGCAUCUUUAAAGAACAAUCACAAUUAGUAUCAAUUAUUGUUUGAUGACUAAUCUUCCUUGAAAGGUUUUUUUUUUUUGUUUUCCUUUUUUUAUUUUAAAUUUUAAAAUAGGGUCAAGUUCGGAAUAUCGCAACAGGAGUAGUUGCGGAAAGUUCCCAGAUGGGAGUCAAUCCCGAUAACAUGAGCUUCUCUGCAGUCUGUAAUGUGUCGAUACCACUCAGGGACUUAGGAGUCGGCGACCACGUGUUUCAAUUGGUGGCUUCCGUUAACUUCAACGAUACUGAACUUGCCCAGGUCUACAGCAAUAACGUUUCGUUAAUUAUCUCGAGUAAGAAGCUAGACCUUUAAAACAUGCUAAAAUUGAUUCGAUUGUUUCAGAGCUAUAAUUAGAGGCAAACUUAUUAGUAUCCAUAUUUUACAUGAUGUUUUUAUUUGUUUUCUUACGUUGUAAUUAUUAUGUUACACUUUUUAAUCACAUUUUAAGUACCAUCCGUAAACUCAUUACAAAUUUACAAGCCUAACACUGAUAUUUUACAUGUAUACAUUUAUGUUUCAUGCCAUUUUUUUGACAUUGCAGUCACUUUAUAAUUAGUUAGUACUACAAUUGUUAUUUGUUUUGGAUUUUGCAAUUUAAUUGCAAAUUUAAAUACUUUAUUUAUCGCUAAAUUUUUAUAAAAUUAUGAUGCAUACAUGCAUUAAUAUAUUUUAUACAUUAAAUGGUAUAUACAUAGAUGUAUAUAUGUAUAGAUGUAUAUAUGUAUGUAUAUAUAUAUAUAUAUAUAUAUAUAUAUAUACAUACAUAUUUAUAUUGUUACAUAAAGGACAUUAUUUUAACUUCCCAUUAAAUUAUUAUGAAAUAUUGUCAAAUUCUCAACAGACGCGCCACAGAAGCCAAACUGUAUGUACCCGGUGAUAAACUCGAUCAGUAAAAACAUUAUCUUGGAGUGCUACACCAGUUACGUACAUCCGGCUCUAGGCUGUGAAAUGGCAGCGUUUAAAAAUGUACGUGAAAAUCACUCAUUUACAUAAAUAACGUAACAGUCUUUUGCGUACUAUAAUUUAACUUAGUGAAAUAUAUGGAAAUACUUGAGAGCCUAAUGCAUUAAAGUUGGUAAUCUGAUAUAUAUAUAUAUAUAUAUAUAUAUAUAUAUAUAAUAUAAUUUAUCUUUUACGUAGCAUUGCAUGCGCCUUUUUUCGUAUUAAAAUACUAUAACCUCGUUUUCUUUAUAUAUAUAUUUUUACUAAAGUUAAUGUGCCUUCAAUCAUAAAAUUAUACUACUUUUCAACUUUAAAAACUUAGAAAUAAAUAUAUAACAUUUGCCUAAAUGAUCGAUUUUUCUUCUCAUCUUUUAGAACAUUCCACUUGUCAGGCAAGCAAAUGUCUCGUACAUUAACGAUGUCGCCUUAUAUCAGGCUAAGAACAUCUUUGUGUCCAAGUGUUAUUUCUCAAUCCCACUUUCCCGUAUCGGCCCCGGCUCAUUCGAGUUUAGGGUCACUAUGUACACCGAUGAUAACAACGCCACCGAUAUUAACCGGACACGCAUUACGGGGGACUUGACCUCACCAUUAUUGCUGAGUAAGCUUGACACAUUGUACAUGUUAAACACACAGGAUAUCAAUGCAUCUUCAUUAGAAAAAAAUAAAAUAAAGGAAUGCAUCGUUAUUCUUCAGAAGAUUUAAUAUUAUUCCACGGCGCAUGGGACUUCUCGAUUCACACUGUGUAUUACAAAUCAUUUUAAUUUAAUGUGUUUUUUCUGCUAUUUUGCGAAAACAUCCGACUUCAUUUUUAAGAGUACAUCUUUUUAGUUUUACAUUAAUGGUUUGUUUUUUGUUGUUUUUUUUUUUUUUUUGGUUAAAAGAUUAAACGUAGCCGCUGUGAUAGUUCAUACUUGUGAGGUUCAGAAAGGCAUAGUUGCAUUAAGCUUUGUUAGUGUACAGCAAAAGUUCAACCACUAGUUUAAAUUAUUCCCCAUUUGCUUUCUUUCUAAAACUAGAAAAACCUUUUUUUAGCUUCAUUUAAAUCUUUUAAUUUAUAAAAAUAAAUUUAAAAAAAUGUUUUUUUGUUGUUUUUUUUGUUUUUGCUUUGCUGCAAUUUGAACCAUGUAAGAGUAUGAUUUUUUUUUUUUUUUUUUUUAAAGAAAACAAAUCAUCCAUAUCACGAAAAAUAGAUCAGAUAGUAGGGAAAUAAUGUGACUGUUUAUAACAAGACUAAAUUAUUUGAAUGAAAUAAAAGUAUAUUAAUAGAGUAACUGAGGGAGAGUAUACUAUUUACUUGGAACUCGAAAAGAGUAACUGGUGCAGCGGGAAUGGAUUCGUGCUGGUGCCACCCGGGGUGAGAGCUAAUAUAUUUGCCACCCUCAUCUAGGAAAUAAUCGCUGCCCAUACCGCUGCAAAUUCCGUUCCUAAGAAUAAAGAAAAUAUUGACCCCUGGGGUGUUUGGUCCCCAGCAACACACUCCCCACGACUCAGAAUAAGAGGGACAACUAAUUUAUUGUUUCUAAAGUUAUAUGAUUAUGAACAGUUCAAAUUUAAAGUUUUGAAAUCUUUUUUUUUUUUUCAAAACAGAAAUUCCAACGCUGAAAGAUUUAAGCCAACGUUGCCCCGUACAGGCUGACUUUACACGCAGUCAUAAAACAACAGAAUGUCAAUGUCUGUUGGACGAGGUGGGCAAUCCUCCAGGCAGUGUGCAAUGGCGCUCGAGUAACGGGUUGGUACCUCAGCAACGCACGGUGUGGCUGGAUCUUGAUGAUUUCAGUAAGUAAAGGACACAAUUCUUUGUUUGCAUGUGUCUUCGGUAAUAGGCUACUCUUAAAGUUAUAUUACAGGACGCAUUGAUAUUAGUUGUUGACAUCAAUGGCAGAAAUGCUGGAAUAUAUUUAUUCUUGUAUGACAAAGACACCAUAUUUGGGAGCCACAUACGAUAAAAUAAAAUGGUUUUGGUGGCAACACGUAUGGAUCUUGAUCGUAAUCAACUAUAGGCUUAUAUUUAAUUAUUAAAUUUUAAAAUUGUACGUUUUUACUAGCACUUGUCAUACAUGUACAGUCAAAUUUAAUAUAUAUAUAUAUAUAUAUAUAUAUAUAUAUAUAUAUAUAUAUAUAUAUAGAGAGAGAGAGAGAGAGAGAGAGAGAGAGAGAGAGAGAGGGGGGAGAGAUAUAUAUAUAGAUAGAAAUAUAUAUUAUAUAGAGAGAGAGAGAGAGAGAGAGAGAGAGAGAGAGAGAAUGAGGGGGGAAAGAUAUAUAGAUUAAUAGAACUAUAUAUUAUAGAAAGGUUGAUAUCUUAAAAUAAAUUAUUUUUUUAAAAUAAUAAUAACAUUCAGAAAACAAGAACUUUGUAUUGAAUAAGAGUGGGUUUCAUUUUUAAUUAAUGAUAUCUAUUAGAGACCGACCGAGUUUCGGCUUCGGCUUCGGUUUCGGUGCUGAAAGUGGCUAUUUUUCACUUUCGGCAAAGUUUAGGUUUCGGCCAAAACUGAAAGUUAACUUUCGGCCUAAUUUCGGUUUCUGUCGAAAGAGAAAUGUUAACUUUCGAUUUUUUUUUCGGUUUCGGCCGAAAUUGAAUUUGACUUUCGGCCAUCCGGCCGAAAGCGACUGAGGUUUUCGGUAAUCUAAUACUCAGCGAAACCGAUAUUUAACAACAAACUAAUUGAUAUUUAAGAAAAAACAAAACCAUCUUUAAGAACAAAUUAGCGAUCUUUAAGAACAAAUUGAGCGAUCUUUGUGAACAAAGAAAAAGAUAUUUCACAACAAACUAAGCGACAUUUAAGAGCAAACUAAAUGAUCUUUAAAACAAACUAAACGAUCUUUAAGAACAAUCUAAGUGAUCUUUAAUAAAAAACUAAACGAUCGUAAAGAAAAAACUAAGCGAUUUUUAAGAACAAACUAAAUGAUCUUUAAGAACAAAACAAAUGAUUUUUAAUAGUAAAAACUAGAUGAUUUAUAAGAGUAAACUUCUUCUUCUCUUUUUUUAUUUUGAGGGCCCACGAUCAAUGAAUUGACCAUUCUGGCUCCUAUGUUUCAGUGGGGUUUGCGAUGUUACUUUCCAUGGGUUUCAAUGGGAUGCUUCACUGGUUGCAAGGGCGACUCAGCUGUGUUGUUAUGAACUGGGGGUUGGAAUACAGGAGGCAAUAGACACAAAUGUCUCGAGUGUAGCCGCCUAAACUGUUGCUUUUGGAAGCUUGUUCCAGUCCCCUAUUGUCUUCGACAGGAAAGAGGAGCUCUUGUACUUUGUUCUUGUUUUUACCAGCCGGAACUGUCUGUCGUGGCUUCGUCGGAGUCUAGGGGGAAGGUGAACGAUUUUCUGUUUGAUUUCGGAGCAGUGGAUAAGCCCAUUUUUUUAUCUUGUACAGCAUGGUGAGCAUGGAUAGUCGUCGUUCUUCCAAUGUAGACCAGCGGAGUGUUUCUUGAGGUGUUUCUGUAGCGGUUCAUGACAAAGCAUGCUGCCCGUCGCUGGACGGCCUCCAACCUGUCGAAGCGAUCUUUCACAGAAAACUAAAUGUGCUUUAGGAACAAACUAAAAGAUUUUUUAGAACAAACUAGUCGAUCUUAAGGAAAAAAUCGAUUAUCUACAAGAAAAAACUAAGCGAUCUUUAUGAAAAAAGUAAGCGAUCUUUAACAACAAACUAAAUGAUUUUUAAUAACAAACUAAAAGAUCUAUAAACACAAAAUAAAUGAUCUUUAGGAACAACUAAGCGAUAUGUAAGAACAAAAUCAAAGAUCUUUAAGAACAAACUAAAGAUCGUUAUGAACAAAUUAAACGAUCUUUUAAUAACCCAAACUAAGCGAUCUUUAAGAAAUAAAAAUUACGAUCUUCUUAACAAACUAAAUGAUCUUUAAUAACAAAUAAAAGAUUUAAACAAAAACUAAGCGAUCUUUAAGAAAAAACUAAGCGAUCUUAAAAAAACAAAAUUAACGAUUUUUAACAACAAAGUAAGCGAUCUUUAUGAACAAAAUAACCGAUCUUUAAGAACAAAUAAAGCGAUCAUGAACAAAAAACUGAAUGAUCUUUAAUAACAAACUAAGCGAUAUUUAAGAACAAACUAAACGUUCUUUUUUUAACAACAAGAUGUUUUAUUAGAUGUUUAUUUAUUAAUAUUCACGAUUAUCUCAUUUUUUUUAAUAAAAGGAAUGUAAAUAUUAUACUUUCCGAAUCAUUUUCGAUGUAUGCAGAAUGUAUGCGGGAACGAAUUUCAAAAUAUCUAAAUAUUUCAUUUUCGGUUUCGGCUUCGGUUUCGGCUGAAAGUCAUAUUUAACUUUCGGCCUUUUUUCGGUUUCGGCGGAAAAUCAUUUUAAAACUUUCAGCCUUUUUUCGGUUUUGGCCAAAAGUCAUUUUAAACUUUCGGCCUAUUUUCGGCUUCGGCCGAAAUCAGAAAACAUUUUCGGUCGGUCUCUAAUAUCUAUAUCAUUUCGAGUUUUGAGAGUUUCGUUCAAAUACAUGCUUAAAAUCGCUUACUAUUAAUCGUUUACAAAAAAAUAAAAUAUUUAAAAUAUUUAUUAAAAUUAAAUAUAUUUGAUUAUUUAGAAGCUUAAUUCAAUAUGAUUGAUCACAUGCACGGUCAUGUAUGACAUUCAAAUCAUAUAAACUGUAUGCCCAACAGAAGCUAACGAAACGUUUACUUGCAAGCCACAGACUCCAAUAGCCGACGACUUGCCGGGAUACACAUGGGCGCCUGUUUGGCAAGGUUCAUUAUAUUAUAUCUCUUGAUUUACCAAAAAAUAUACGCCAAUGUAAAAGUAGAAUAUAAUUAAAAGUAGUUUAGUGUUAGAUAUCAAUUAAAAAUUAUUUAAAAAAAAAAAUAAUUUAAAAAUUUAAAUUUAAAAACAAAUGAUUGCAGGUCCUCCAGUUGUGGCAAAUUUUACCGCGAAUGGCAAAGAAAGAGAGCUUCAAGCCGGCUUGAACACACGCGUCACGUUGGAUUGCCGACUUGGAGGCGCACCCCUGCAUACAGUGGUCAUUACCAAAGGAGUAUUCAACUAUCCCGUACCCACUAACGGCACAUCAUAUUAUGUAUUCCACGUAAAGGAAUGCACGGACUCGGCAACUUACACGUGCUUGGCGUUGAAUACAAUAGAAACAACUAUCGACUCCAAAACGUUGCACAUCUCGGUCAACUGUAAGUAGUUUUUAAACGCCCCCUCACUCCGCAAAUCCGUGUUGAGAGAAAGGUAUACGAUAGAUUUCGCCGUUUAAGAAAUAUAUGUAUAUGCAUUUGUCUUCGUUUUUCUUUUUUUGUGUGCUGUCCUCAUUCGACUGUUCGUAGAUUCUGCUGUUUGAAUCUUGACAUGACGCAACCUGCUGAAUACCUGGAUGACGGCCAACUGUUAGCGGACACCCGUUAUUCAAAUGUUAAUAUAUGUUGUUGUUUUUCUGUUGUUUUUUGUUUGUUUGUUUUUUCCGACUGUUUUUUUUUUUUUUUUUUUUACAUUUUUUUUUGGUCUGCCAAAAUGAGCGUUAUCACUGUGAAGUGCAGAAGUUUUCUUUAACAUCAAAAAAAUUACGACCCCAACGAUUUUUUUUUUUGUUUUUUUUUUUUUUUUUUUUUUUUUUUCUUUUUUUUUUUUUUUUUUUUUUUACAUUUUUUUAUGGUCUGCCAAAAUGAGCGUUAUCACUGUGAAGUGCAGAAGUUUUCUUUAACAUCAAAAAAAUUACGACCCCAACGAAUCAACAUAUAUAAACGUGAAAAUUUGUGGCAGUGUUUGUCUGUCUGUUUGUUCCCAAAAGGCUUUUGACAAGGAUUGAUGGAUCUUUUUAAAACUUGGCACUUAUAUCCAGCAUAUCCGCAAAGAACUCUUAAGGGGAGGUUAUGAAAUUUUUAAAAAAUUUCGUUUGUGGCCUGGGGCUCCAAAUCCGUUUCUUUUUUUCUUAUUUGAACUAGAUACACAAAAUAUUUAGUUAGAGCUCCUACAUGAAUAGAAGGCUUGUUACCAAACUUAUUACAAUUACGAUUAAUUAUCCAUAUGCAAACACCGAUGGGUAUUUAGCAAGUAAUAUCGAUCCCUCUGGGGCCGGAGUCCCCAUUUUAUUUUCCCUAUAUAAGUUAUAUAAAUAUCAAAAAGCUUAGACAACAUUAUAGUUGAUUCUAAUUGACACUAAUUCUAUAUGAAUUGAUGGAUUUGGGCCUAGCGUUUUAGCAAUACACUUCAUUGUCCGUAUUGAAAUAACGGUGGAUUUAAAAGUAAUAAUAUUCCAUGUACAAUUUUCCAGAAAUUUCGAUAUUUUAAAAGCUAUAUCUAUGGCAUUUUAAAGAAUAUUUUAAUGGGACUAAUUUUAAAUUUUAACAUUAAUAUUUAUAUGACUGAUUUUUAUAGGGCCCCUUAUCUCAGGCAUAUCUAUAUCGGUACAGUUUUGGAAUGGGGACCCUGGGGCACCUCGAUUAACUUAAAAGAAAAGGGUUAUAAUUUUGGCAUUUGUUGAAGAUUUUUAUUGUAUUUGAAAAAAAUAAUGACAUACUUAGUAUUAACACCCGUUUCGCGCAGGUUAUUUAAUUUCAUCUAGAAUGUUCCAGAAAGUUCUAAAUUGUUACAAGGGAUAUAUAGUGGGAUCUUAGGGAUUAUUGACAUUUUAGUUAGUUCUAUUCAUUAAUAUACCGUCCAGGAGUUUACUGUUCUCUCAGUCACACUGAGUCCUUUUUUCAUACGGGAUCUAAAAGGGGUCGGGAUCACAUUGUAAUCUUUAUCCCAACGCUAUCAGGAUCCCGUCAGAAAGUUGGAUCCUACCGGGAUCGGGAUACCAACCUUGAAUGGAUCCACCGGGAUCGGGAUAGCACCGGGAAACGGGACUGCGCCAAGAUCGGUUUCAGAAAGGGAUUAUGGUUCCAAUAGGAUCGGAAUCACACAAGGAUAGGGUGUAAUGCUAUCCAGGCAAAUGCCGGGUAUGUCCGCUAAAAAAAGCUUUUGAAUGGAUUGAUUGAUUUUGACCAAAUUUGGCAUAAACAUCCAUCAAUAUCCUGUAGGAAUUAUUAAAGGGUGAUAAACUUUUUUCUAACAUUCUGUUUUGAGCUGGGGGCCCCGAAUUUUUUUUUAACCAAGAUGAGCUUUAUAAAAAAAAUUAACAAUACACGCUCCUAAACGAAUAAAUGGAUCUGGACAUAAAAUUUGUUUUAAGGUUAUCUGCGCAUUUUUGAAUACAUUUGAAUAGUAAAAAAAAAUGUAUCUUCAUUGCUUAUCUGAAUAUUUUUUUUAGGGUCCCAUAUAAGGCAAAACUAAUUUUGUAGAAUUGUGGAAUGGGCCCCUCUUUACCAAUCUUUCAAAUACAAUUUAAGAUAGUUUAGUAAAUCAUUUAGUUGUAUGAUAUUUUGUAUUUGUAGAAUAAUUACUUAGAAUAGACAUAUUUUAGACGUUUCGAGGAGGAAAUUACAGUUAGCCUAUAAUUUUCCAGGAAAUUCUAUAGGUCAAUUUUCCUUUAUAAAGCGAUGAAGCUUAACCAAAAUUAGUAAUGAAAAUAAUAAAUAAGUUUAUUUGAAAAUCUCACUUCAUCCCCAAAGGCUCAAAGCGCACUAAAUCAUAUCGAUGGAUUUACAGACUUUAAAAUUGAAACAACGCCUUUGUCAGUGAACUUUGAAAGAGAAUACACUCAGUGAAACAGGUACCGCUUCCUGGAUCAAGCCACUAGAAGAAAUAGGCAUUAAUCUCAAGUCGAGCCAAAGCUCCAAAUGUAGGCUCCAGCCCAGCUGAAUUCUACAAAGAAAAGGCUGCAGUUCUGCAAGGCCCCACCAUCUGUUCUUUCUAAUUUUACAGCUAUUGACGUUCCUGCAGGAUUUCGGCAAAACCGCUAUCAUUCACUGCGCUCUGGUGUUCUUAAAUCGAAUCUUUCAAUGCAGCUGAUGAGAUCUCGCAGAACUGGGUGAUGUGGUCAUAUUUCUUUAUCCGCGAUACACUGGUUGGUUGUUGUGAGUGAAAAGUUUAGCUAAACAAUAUCAAACUAUUCAGGAAUGACAAAUUAGAGUGAAAUAUUCCACAAUUUGAACAUGUUGAGAGAUUUCACUGUUUCUUUUCAAGCGACUCGUGAACCGGAAUUAUUUGAUAAUAGCGUUAACUGGUUUUGUUUAUAUUAAGUCAUAAAUAGAAUGGAAAACACAUGAUUAAGUCCACCAAUUCUUAGUUAUGUUCGAAAUAAAUUAUAUUCAUACGUCAAGGAGACUUUCAAAUACCACUAUAUCCAACUAUCAAGAUUAAACUUGAGAGAAACAUUCCAAUAAAUGAGAAAAUGUAGAGCAAUUUUACCGCUGCCUUUUAGGCGCUUGUGAACCGGAACUACACACACAUCUAUUAGAUUAUCUAUAUUCAAAUAACAAAGGGCACUGAGCUCAAAAUAUCCAUUACUCGGGGCCCUGGUGCCUUCUUUUAUUAUUCGUUAUAUGAGCUAUAUAAUUACCAAUAGGCUUAGAAAACAUUAUAAUUUCUAUGUGAAUAGUUGAUAUAUGCCUAGCGUGGUAGCAAUACAAUUGGCAUUUUUUAUUGAUUUUAUGGGUACACAUUUUAAAUUUUAGCUCGAGAAAUUAUCCAAAUGAUUUUUAAAGCCACCUCUCCCCCUCUAUCUCAUACAUUAAUGAAACGAUACUUUAUUAAAUAGCCCCCCAAAAAGGGCACUUAUUUGAGAUUAAAUGUAAUAUAGUUAUAGUAAUACAAUUAAGUUAUAUGAAAUUACGCAUUCGAGAAAUAAUUACGUAGGAAAGUAAUUUUUUGCACUUUUCUCGUAAGAUAUUAAUUUUAACCUAGAAUGUUCCAGAACCUUAUACAUUGUUCUAUGGGGACAUAUAAUAAGAUCUAAAAGCUUAUUCAAAAUAAAUCGCACUGAGCAUAGUGCCAUAUAGGAACAGGAUCUUAAUGGGGAACGAGAUCUAACAGCCAACCGGAAUACAUCGGUAACUCAAUACAAUCGUGUAACGCGAUCAAACCGGGUUUGGCAUCCUGUCGGGAACCGGGAUAAAAUCGAGAAAAGGGGAUCCUCUGUUGGAACGAGAUCCCACAGAGGAUGGUUUCCUAUCGGGAUCGGUAGCCCACUGGGAUCGGGAUCCACCAAGAUGGGGAUCCCAUUGAGAUCGAGAUACUAACGUGAUCGGGAUAACGCCACGAUUUGGAUUCCACCUGGAUCCGGAGAAACCAGAACACGGGAUACAUCCUUGUUUGGGAUCACACCAGGAAUGAGAUUUUUGUGCCAAUGGGAUCGGGGUCCCACUAGGAUGGGGUCAUAAUACAAUUCCGGCCAUGCCGGGUAUAUUAGCUAGUAAUUAUUCAAAACUGUAAUUUUUUUCCCAUUGAACCUUUGUUCAUUUCAGGUCCUCUGCAGUUUCUCGACAAGACUGUAUUACCCAUCACAGUGAAAUCAAACGUCAAAGGACAUGUUGACGUACACUUACACAUAGUAGGCUAUCCUAAGCCCACUACAUUCUUACUCGUGAAAAAAAACCAUAACAGCCGUGAAGAUUUAAUGUAUUCGAAUGAUUUUUAUGUUGAAUAUUCUUUUUCGGAGGAUCACACUAUGGAUCUUGUGCUAACCGUCAGGGGUGUAUGGAACACAGCGAACUACACGUUUACCGUGGGGAAUGGCUUGGGUCAACCGCUAGACGUGGACAUUUCCAUCUCGAUUCCGGGUAGGUGGUUAUUUAGUGUUAAUGUCUUACAGCAUACAAAUUUACAUUGUAAUCAACUGAACAUUAAUUGUAAUUAACUAAUUAUUAAAAAAAAUAUUUUUUUUUUAAAAACAUGAAUGAAAGCAUUCAUCCCUCACCCCAUGAAAAUGAGACCCAUCAACCUUGGCAUGAAAAUCAACUUAAAUAAGGAAAGAAAAAACGUUUAAUUAAACCGAUGGAUGAAGUCCCGUAGGUUUUUGUUUCACAUAACCUCAAGGAAAAUAUAGUCAAGCUGUAUCCUAAUUUUUAUUUUCCCUGACGUUCGCAAGAUGCUUUGACAGAUGGGAUUUGUUGAGAAGUGAUCGAGAUUAUUUUCCUAACAUAUUUUAUAGGUCUAAUCAUUUCGUCCUACGAAGAAAACUCUCUAAAUCUUCGUCAAACUGUGACGGACGAAUGUCUAAAAAUUGUUUAGAUAAUAAAUAAACAAAAAAAUAAAUAAAUAAAUAAAUAAAUAUAUAUAUAUAUAUAUAUAUAUAUAUAUAUAUAUAUAUAUAUAUAAUAUUAUCAAACAAAGCUUUCUUAUUAAACAUAAAAAAAUAUAACUUUUUUUUUUUUUAUUUAUAUAUAUAUAAUGUUAUCAAUCAAGGCUUCCUUAUUAAUCAUAAAAAGUUUUAACUUGUUUUUUUUUUAUAAACAACCAAUAAAACUUUGAUGCUAAAGUAAAUCAAUGGAUGAAGUUAGGUCGUCUACACUUCAUAGUUCUUUGACGUUUUAAUUCUGCAUCACAGAAGACGAAUCUUCAGAUGUAAAUAUUGGAGCUGUUGUUGGCGGUGUUAUGGGCGGCCUUGCUGCAAUAGUUUUUGUGGUGUUUUUUAGCUAUUGGAUACUUCGAAAAAGGAAGAAUCGCAGGUAAAUAAAUCAGACUAAAUAUAUAUCUUUUAAAUAAAAAUAUUUUAAUCUUAUUUUUUCUUUCUUAAAUCACCGUUAGCUCUUGGAUUCAAUUAAUAUAUGAAGGAACGCGUUAAGACUGUGUGAAAGUAAUACUAGAACAGGAUUUGUAGAAGCGUGCAAAGGGGACAAAUCAGUACUAUUGAAUAAAAGUUUUGCAUUGUUGCCUUCGCAUAAGGUGCAAAAUAAAGUUUAAAUCGUUUGAAAAAUCAUGUUCUGUGAGCUCCUAGUAGAACGCGCGUUGCGUUUCUUUAAAACAAUGAUCUUUUUGGAGAUGAGGUGUUUCAGAAGCAUUCUUGGAAUCUGCUAUAGAGAACACAUCUCUAACGAACAAGUAUACGAAAGGAUUCGUCAAGCAAUUUGGCAGUACAAUUACCCCAGUGACCGUAACAAAGCACAAAAUGGAAGGGUAUUGCUACGUGGCAAGAAAACAAGGGCUCGCAAAAUGAAAUCCUGAAGGGCACAACGAGAGGAGGGAGAAGAAGAGAAAGACAGAGAAAAAGAUGGGGAGAAAACAUCAUAGAUUGGACGGGUCUAAAAUUUGGCCAUGCUAUGCGAAGUGCAGAAAACAGAGAGGAGUUAAGAAGGAUCAUGUACAUGUCAUUUUGGGCACCGAAACGGUGCAAGAACUAAGGGACAUGAUGAUGAUGAUGAUUAUGAUGAACACAUUUGUAAUAUAUUUCCGCUUAAGGCAAGUUAGUUCUUUGAAUUUCUAAUUCUAUGUUGUUGUUUUUUCUUAAUUUUUUUAAAGGUUUCAUUUAAUUGCUCACGAAUGCCUCUAACCAAAACUUUUAUUUAAUUGCCCCUUUUUGUCCCUUUUGAAUGCUUCUUCAUUUGUUCAUAACCUUUCUUUCAAAAACAUUGGAUAUCUAUUUAUUACAAAUUAAAUAUGUGUGAACGAGCAGCGUAAAUUGACAAACACCAAAAAGGAGCUCGUGGUCUGGAAAUCGAGCCUCACCAAAGUCAACAUACUAAUCAUCCCUGCGGGAUGGGAUUCGCUUGCCUUGGACGGCAGCUCAUCUAAGAGAAGGAAAACACCGAAUUCAAACUAGGAGCCUAAAUGAUCAGUAAAUUGAUCGCGGGCCCUCAAAAAUAAGAGGAAGCAAAAGAAUAACUUUUAAAUCACUCUCUAAAUAUUUUACUAGAAUCAACAAACAUGAACAAAUUAUCUACCUUUAAAUUUAUUGAAUGUUUUAUUUUUUUUAAAAAGCUUGUACAUUGGCUAUUAAAAAAAAAAAAUCAUUUCGCGCCAGUAUGGUGGCAAGUCUUAAGUCUUCAUUUUGUUCAAGGAUUUUAGCUACUUAAAAAAGCAUCAUUUAUGUGUGGAAUGAGGCUCUCAGUUCAUAGCUGGAGACUACGUAGUGCAAUAUUUAAACUCACCUCCCGGUCGACAGGCAAAUAUAAAUUUAAAGCACUAAAAGUUUUCACAAAUAAAUAAACAUGGUUAAAACUAUUACACAACUUUUCAUCAAAAUCUAGCAUAAUUGUAUCAGUGAACUAAAAACAACUCUUCAAACGAAGGCGUCCAAAUUGCUUCCCUUCGUGAACUUCCCAUCCCACUAAACUUACUAAAACAACAUGCAUUCAAGUAACUCACUUUAUAAGAAUACCAAUUAGUGCUAACUUCAUGGAACUUUAUUAUGCUCGGCUAUUUCGUGCAACUAUAAAACACAGGAUUACAGCCCUAAAUAAAAGCCUAGAGAAUUAUUUUGUGCAACUGUUGAACACAGAUUUUACAGCCAUACCUGCAUACCCAGAGAAUGAUCCCGUGCACGUCUUCAACGCAGUGUUACAGCGAUAGGUACAUACCUUAAGAAUUAUCUUUUGCCCUGCUAGUGUGUUUUGCAUAUAUUUUCGAAAAUUAAGUUACACCUACAUAUCAUUAUUUUCUCAAUAGAUCCAACGAAGCUAACCAUGAGGACAAUAUUCAUAUUUCACGGAUGCUAGCUGAACAAAAUGGGAUAAAUGUUAGAAUUUAAUAAUAAGCAACAUAACCAAUGAUGCACUUUUCCUACCCUAUUUUUAGUAUGGAUCGGGAAAAUGUCCAAUCGCCAGUUGUAGAAUGUGAUAAACAUAGCACGCAUUGAUAUGUGCGUUAUCUUUUUUUUCUAUUUAAUAAAAUAAAAUAAUGAUAAUUUUUUGUAGAAACUAAUUUAUUUCUAAAAUGAACACUUUUAGAAAAGAAGUGUAUCACUAUUCUAACUAGAUACCCGAAGCAGUAAACGUUAUGUCUUUUUAUCAGCUUUGUAUCAUAUUAUUUGUUUGAAUACCAUGGUGAUGUAAGACUUUCCAAAUACAAUGUUGGACAUUUGCAUGGUGCAUACUUGUUUUUUUUUUACACAAUUGUUGUGAUGCAACUGCUAUUUUUACAACUGCCUAGCAAUUGCUGUUGCAUGCUCACUUCAAUCGUGAUUUUAGCAGUUGGAAUGAAAUAGGAGAUGCCGUUGCUUGCAUGUCUUAGCUACUUGCAAAAACGAUUGAGUUUAUAGGUGCCCCAAGCUUUUUAGUCAUAUGACCGUAACAACUUUGCUGUUUCGGGGUCAUUUAUUUCAUACUUUUGAAUAUACUUUAGUAGGUUUGAUAAACAAAAUAUUUAUAUAGUUGUUUUUUUUAACGUUACACCUUCUGGUUUAUGGUUUCUGUAGCAGUGAUUAGCUAUAAAGUAUUGGGAGCAAACAAUAUCAAUCACAGAUUCCCAAAUUAUUUCAACAUUUUCAAAAAGCAAAGUAGACUGAAGACCCAAUACAUCUAAAUUAGAGCUCAGCUAAUAAAAAUUUUUUUUUUUAAAUUUAAAAAUUUAACUAAUUAUUUUUUAAAGAUAUAAUGUUUAGUUUCCCAUUCUUUAACAAAGUAUCUUGUCCCUUCACUUCUACCAGCUAUGUUUCCCCACUUGUCAACCAGCUAUGUUUCCUAGUCUUCUAAGAGGUAUGUUGCUAUGACUUAUAGUAGCUAUGUUGUUUCACUCCUCUAUUAGUUAUGGUUCCCCAUUUUUCUACCAGCUACAUUUCCCCACUCUCUUACCAUCUAUGUUGCCUUACUCGUCUACCUGCUAUGUUCCUGCAGUCUUCAACCAGUUAUGUGUAACUAUUGUUUUACCUGUUAUGUUGCUGUUGAAUUCAUGGCUAGGUAAUAGGCUGUAGAAGUGACAAUAAGACACUUAUUUUUUGUUCAACAUUUAACACCCAACCCUUUAAAACAACACUCCCCAUUUUUAAUCUAGUGGAGCUAGAAAUAUAUAUAUAUAUAUAUAUAUAUUUAUAUAUAUAUUAAUAUUAAUUUUAUCAACAU